This is a messenger RNA of Komagataella phaffii GS115, 1167 nucleotides long. RefSeq lists its product as hypothetical. Gene Ontology annotation, biological process: mitochondrial respiratory chain complex I assembly; biosynthetic process. NCBI's taxonomy places the organism in Eukaryota, Fungi, Ascomycota, Pichiomycetes, Pichiales, Pichiaceae. Gene Ontology annotation, cellular component: mitochondrion. The transcript has a single exon. The coding region runs from base 1 to 1167 and encodes 388 amino acids. The record is from RefSeq and is a predicted model, not a curated record.
AUGUUGGGAAGGAGAAGGUUUCACGCCGCUGCAAGGAGGCUGAAUGUUCAUGCUGUCCACCAACAGUUCACGUCCCCACCAGAUCUACAAUAUAGACAAUCUGUGAUGAAAGCAAGGACAGAUUGCACCGAGAUGUUGAACAAGUUUGACAAGUCAAGUUACCUAUUGGCUCAUUACAUUCCAGAACCUGCAAGAGAUACCUGGAUGGCGAUACGAUGCUUUCUAUUGGAAGUGAACAAGAUAUCAGAUUCCAAUACAAGAGCCAACAGUCAAUUCCGAGCUAAUGUGGGGGUUGGCCUACUUGACGUCAAAUUCAAAUUUUGGGAGGAAUUACUUCAAAAAGUGUUUCUAGGCGGGUACCAGAAGCCUUUGGGUGAACCGGUGGCUACUUUGUUACGGGAUGGUAUCAACAAAGAGUUAAACUUGGACAUUGGCAUGUUUCAACAGAUAUUGACAUCUAGAUUGCAUUACUUGAAGAACACUUCUAAGUUAGGGUUCAAGAACAUGGAUGAAGUUUGUUCCUAUGGCGAAGGCAUUUAUUCACAGAGCAAUUAUUUAACACAGCGAUUACUAUUAUCACCUAACAUCUCCCCAUCUGCUGUUGAACUAUUGGAGCAGGCCCCGUUCCUAGAGACAAAUUUAACUGAAGUGGCGGCCCAUCUAGGUCAAGCGACAGGGGUUGCCACUAUGUUGAUAGGAUUAAAGUAUUAUGCUACAACACAAAAUCAUAUUCCCCUGCCGUUGGACUUGAUGGCCAAGCAUGAUUUGUCACAGGAACAGCUUUUGAGGCUUUUCCAUGGAUACCUGGAGGGUUCUGAUUUGGCAAGAGCCUCGGACCAACUAUCUAAUGUGGUAUUCGACGUUGCAACAACUGCCAAUGACCAUAUUCUUACAGCACGUCAGAAGUUUGACCAGCUGAAACAGGACAUCUGUCAGGUGUUGGACGUGGACCAGGCACACAAUGAGUUUCUGCAAUCUAGGGCCCAAAAUUGGACUAAAAAAGUGCCUGAUGUUCUCUACGUUCCAUUCAUGUCAUCAAUUCCCACUCAGUUAUAUCUAUCCAAGCUGGAAAAGUACAAUUUUGACAUCAACAAUGGUAACCUUCAGAGCAAAGAUUGGAAACUUGCUUGGAAAAGUUACUCCAACUACUCAAGGAGAUCGAUCUGA